AGGGGUGAGAGAGAGAGCGAGACGCGCGCGCAUCGCCGAUUGUUAUCGCUGGCUGAAUGCUCGCGGAAUCCUUUGUGCCCGUUCACGCGCCGCUCGCGUCAACGCUCGCGGGAUGACGACGACGCCGUCGUCGCUCGGAGACGUUCGCCUGUGAAUCCCGCGGAGUUGUCGGGGACGAGGAAGAGGAGGUGGAGGAGCGCAAACCGCGGACGCGGAGCGCACACACUCGUCGGCUCCUCUAAUCUUGCAACCGAUCGCGCGCCGACGAGCGGUUCGGUUCCGGUAAUCCCGACGCAGUAAACAUCGUUCUCGCGAUAACGCGCGCUUCUCGGAAGAUCGAGGAGGAGGAGGAUCCGGAUCUGUCUGCAUGCCGGAUCCGCUGGUGUCCGCGGGGCGUGUUGUAAAAAGUUUCCUUCCAACCCCGAUGAAUCGCGCGACUCGCACGGCGGCGGCGAGGCACGUUCCUCCGGAGCACCAUCGGCGACUCCCGCACACGGGCGACACUCCACACGAUCCAGUUCUCUGAAUCGAAGAUUCUGCAUUAUAUCAGAAAUAACGCUCAUAUAUUAUACAAUUCGUCGGUACUCGAGCAAUCUUGUUUGACGAGAAACAGAAGAGGAGAGAAAAAAUGUGCUCAGCAAAAAAAUUAUUUAUCUUACUGUGAGUGACAAGUUUAAUAUAUGAGCUUAGAAAUGGCCUUGGAGAUAUCGUGUUAUCAAAACAUCUCGUUGAUCAGAGAGCAGUAAUAAAGUACUAUAUUAUGCAUUUAUAUGAGCAACAAUGAAUGCAAAGAAGACUGCAAUUUAUAUUCAAGCAUUUAUAUAGCGUUAUCGAGUUGAGUCACAAUUUAUUAUAUUAUAUAUCAUGGUGCAGCAGCGGCUCCCCAGUUUCGAUAUUUUUUCAACAGGUGGUCGGAGCGGACGGCGAUUUAUAUUGACACUCGCUGCUGGAAUGGUUUUCGGCUUUUUAUCGGCAUGCCUGCUCAUUACAUCCACGAGAGAUGUACCGCACAUGUUCAGUUGGGUGCCAGGUAAUUCUGGCCUUUCUAGAGAUCCUCAUCAUUAUUCAGAACUGGAAUCAGAGAUUGGUCCUGAAACGGAAGUGAAAUUUCAUGGUGAUGAUGAAGAUUUUCACAAAGGGGAAGAUAGAAUAGCUCAGGAUAUGGCGAAAAAAGUGCGUGUUCUUUGCUGGGUUAUGACUGGUCCAAAGAAUCAUCAAAGCAAGGCUCGUCACGUGAAAGCGACAUGGGGGAAACGCUGCAAUGUACUUCUUUUUAUGAGUUCUGCGGCAGACGCCAGCUUACCUACUGUAGUGUUGCCAGUAAAGGAGGGUAGAGAUAACCUGUGGGCUAAAACCAAAGAAGCGUUUAAAUACGCUUACGAGAAAUAUAAAGACAAAGUAGAUUGGUUCAUGAAAGCCGAUGACGACACAUACGUGGUAGUGGAAAAUUUGCGAUAUAUGCUGUCGUCGUACAAUCCGAAUUCAUCGUUGUAUUUCGGAUGCAGAUUUAAACCUUUCGUGAAGCAAGGUUACAUGAGCGGUGGCGCGGGUUAUGUACUUAGUAAGGAAGGCUUGCGCAAGUUCGUGGAGGAGGGCUUACCCGACAAGACCAAGUGCCGGCCGGACAACGGCGGCGCGGAGGACGUGGAGAUGGGGAAGUGUCUCGAAAAAAUUGGCGUGCGCGCGAUGGACUCUAGAGAUCCACACGGGCGUGGUAGAUUCUUUCCGUUCGUGCCGGAACACCACUUGAUACCUAAUCACGUGGACAAGAACUUUUGGUAUUGGAAGUACAUCUAUUACGAUACCAAGGACGGCUUGAACUGCUGUUCGGACAGUGCUGUUUCGUUCCACUACGUGUCACCGAACAUGAUGUACGUUUUGGAGUAUCUGAUUUACCAUUUGAGGCCAUACGGCAUCAGUCACAGCCUGGAGAGACCCUCCGCGGAUCGACCGUCAACGUUGACCGAAUACUAGUCCGUGAACACUGUCGUAAAUAGAUCGUAAAGUUCCAUAAUUCUUGUUUUAUACAUGAUACUAGUCCAUUCGAGCCAACGAUACAAGUGUAAUAUAUUCUCAGCGGAUGAAAAGUGUGAUAUAUCGUACUUCUUAAAUACACGAAAUCUUUAUACGUAUCUAUGUUAAAAGAGUCAGGACACUACGGCCAUAAUGGAUAUAGCUAUAGUUUAGAGUAGAAAGAAGAUAGGGAGAUAGUGCAAGCACAAUAGAUAUAACGUCGUCGAGAUUCAGAAUUUGGUUUUUUUUUUAGAGCGUUAAGUCACAUGUUAAAUUUGUAAAGUGAGAUGUGAUAAUAACUUCGUAAGCAUAUAAACUCCUAAAUAAAACAUGUGAUCCGCAAAACAAUGUCGCAUUUUAUUGCUAAUGUAUACGUCGCCAAAAAUAUCAUGUUUUAUUUUUCUUUUUUUUUUACAUACUUAAAAAAAAUGCCUAAAAAACUUUUAUUUUUUUUUUUCUGUUGAAAAUGUAAAUGUAUAAUAGCACCAUUAGAUGUAGAUUAGUAGAAAAAUAUUGCACAAGGCUCGAUAAGGGGAUGAUAAAAAUAAUCACUUGACAGGUAAUAAAAAUCCAAUUAUUCGCACUUACUUUUUCUGAUAUACCCACAGAAGUAAAAGAUAUCUGCGCGUUUCUACUGUGCUUGCAACAAAAUUUUCGGGUACUACAAAUACGAGAGAGAAAUCACAUAUGUAAUUAUAUAUAUACACAUAAAACUGUAUUUCGUAAUAUUAAUAUAAUAAUGGUAAUAAUAAUUUUAAUAAUAAUAAUAAUAAUCCCAAUAAUGACGUACUACCCAGUAAUAAAUACUAUAGAUACAGAGUGA
Molecule: messenger RNA, 2836 nt
Organism: Wasmannia auropunctata (little fire ant)
Lineage: Eukaryota; Metazoa; Arthropoda; Insecta; Hymenoptera; Formicidae
Gene: C1GalTA
Product: glycoprotein-N-acetylgalactosamine 3-beta-galactosyltransferase 1-like
Exons: 7
Coding region: 865-1974 (369 amino acids)
Cellular component (GO): membrane
Molecular function (GO): N-acetylgalactosaminide beta-1,3-galactosyltransferase activity
Source: RefSeq, a predicted model, not a curated record